ACUACCUAAUACAAUUUUGCAUUAAGAAAAAGCUGACAAUUUUGCAUGAUUUCAUUUUUUUUAUUGUGAAACAAAUAUACAAAGUACCAGAAGCAUCUUUGGUUUAUACAUGAAUUAGAUUAGUGUGUUUAGUUGUUUUAUUUUUACUUUUGGUACAGCCAUGCAGUUCCAGUGGAAUAUUGUGACUUGGAUAAACUCCUUGUUGUUUGGACUCAUUCUCUGGAGUUCUGCAGAAGAAUAUGAUUACUACAGCUGGCAGUCAGACAAUUUUCAGAAUGGACGCUUCUAUGCUAAACAGAGCCAAUGUGUGGACAUUCCAUCAGAUCUCCAUCUCUGCCACAAUGUGGGGUACAAGAAAAUGAGAUUGCCUAAUUUGCUUGACCAUGAAACCAUGCCGGAGGUUAAACAGCAAGCCAGCAGCUGGGUGCCCCUGCUGGCAAAAAGGUGCCAUAGAGAUACCCAAGUCUUCCUAUGCUCACUUUUUGCUCCUGUGUGCUUAGAAAGGCCAAUUUAUCCAUGUCGGUCACUUUGCGAGGUUGUGCGCGACAGCUGUGCUCCUGUCAUGGAAUCCUAUGGUUUUCCUUGGCCAGAGAUGUUGAACUGUAAUAAAUUUCCUCUUGAUAAUGACCUCUGUAUUGCCGUACAGUUUGGCAGCAAACAAGUCACACAACCACCAGUAACUAAGAUUUGUACUCAAUGUGAAAUAGAGCAGAAAUCUGAAAAUAUGAGAGUGCAGUUGUGUGCAAGUGACUUUGUUCUUCGGAUGCGUGUUAAAGAGGUGAAGAUUGAAAAUGGAGAUCGGAAACUCAUUGCAGCUCAGAAGAAGAAAAAGGUUCUGAAAGCUGGAAAGCUAAAACGGAAAGAAUUCCGUAAACUUGUCCUGUAUAUAAAGAACGCGGCAGGGUGUCCAUGUCCUCAACUUGACAACUUGAGUGGCAGCUUUCUUAUCAUGGGUCGAAAGGUGGACAAUAAACUUAUUUUAACUGCCAUCUACAAGUGGGACAAGAAAAGCAAAGAUAUGAAGUAUGCAGUGAACUUUAUGUUUUCAUAUCCAUGUUCUGACACCAUUUCUCAUGGCACAGGAUCACACCUAGGCUCUUUCCGCUAAAUUUGUUAUCCAUAGAACUUAUGGCUUCACCCUCUCCCAGCCUUACCAAAUGGAUUUUAUAUUUUAGUAAUAGCAGUAACAUAGCAUAUUCAGCUUAAAACAUUACAAUUACUAGGAUAGUCAGUCUAAACGAUACAAAAAGAGAGGGUGAAGAAUAUUAUCUUUUGAAGAAGAUGCACCAAGAAUUGAAGAAACUAUCAAUGUGAUGCUUUAUUUGAAGACUGUGUUUAAAACAAAUACUGUUCAUGGUUUGAGAAUCCAUCUGCAACAAAAGGGUUUGGGAGUCUAGCGUUAUUUGAUUAACAAAAUAAGUAGGUUAUCAACCUCAUAAAAAAAAAAUUCUCCUAGAAAAUGUCCUAAACAAGUUAAAAUAUAAUAAUGAAAUAUGUGUUGGUUAAAA
Molecule: messenger RNA, 1508 nt
Organism: Bombina bombina (fire-bellied toad)
Lineage: Eukaryota; Metazoa; Chordata; Amphibia; Anura; Bombinatoridae
Gene: SFRP5
Product: secreted frizzled related protein 5
Exons: 3
Coding region: 161-1108 (315 amino acids)
Biological process (GO): canonical Wnt signaling pathway; non-canonical Wnt signaling pathway; negative regulation of canonical Wnt signaling pathway
Molecular function (GO): Wnt-protein binding
Source: RefSeq, a predicted model, not a curated record